Molecule: messenger RNA, 2457 nt
Organism: Colius striatus (speckled mousebird)
Lineage: Eukaryota; Metazoa; Chordata; Aves; Coliiformes; Coliidae
Gene: LRRC26
Product: leucine rich repeat containing 26
Exons: 3
Coding region: 1-936 (311 amino acids)
Cellular component (GO): voltage-gated potassium channel complex
Molecular function (GO): transmembrane transporter binding; potassium channel activator activity; voltage-gated potassium channel activity
Source: RefSeq, a predicted model, not a curated record
AUGCCCGGGAGGGUGGCAGCGAGAGGGGAACUGUGGGUGCCGGGCAGGGCUGGGCGGCUGGGCACUCGGGAUCCUGGCUGUGGGGGAAGCCUGGCACAGGAGGCUCUGGAGCUGUCCCCACGUGGGUGUGUGGCCAUGGGCUGCUGGAGGGGCCCGUGGGCAGUGCUGGGCUGCCUGCUGCUGCUGCACCUGCAGCCCGUGCCCGCCUGCCCGGGCGCCUGCCGCUGUGCCGCGGGGGAGGUGGACUGCAGCGAGCACGGCCUGAGCGAGGUGCCCUACGGCCUGGAGCCCAACACCAGCACCCUGUGGCUGGGCUACAACUUCAUCACUGUGCUGGGCCCGCUCUCCUUCCCUCCCCUGCCAGUGCUGCUGCUGCUCAGCCUGCCCCACAACCGCCUGGAGCUGCUGCACGAGCAGGCUCUGGAGGGGCUCAGGGCGCUGCAGGAGCUGGACCUCAGCAACAACCAGUUAACCACGCUGGCACCUGAAACCUUCCUGCCUCUCACCAGCCUGGUGAUGCUCAACCUGGGUGGCAACAGGCUGGGGAAGCUGGAUCCUGGGGUAUUGCAUGCCUUGCCCCAGCUCCGAGCCCUCCUGCUGCAGGACAACCCCUGGGUGUGCAGCUGCAGCGUCCUGCCGCUCUGGCGCUGGCUCAGCCACAACAGGGAAAAAGUGCGAGUGAAGAGUUUGAUCCUGUGCAGAGUCCCAGAGCAGCUGAACAAUUACCCGAUCAUGGCCUUCGGGAACGAGUCCUUCAGGCGAUGCCAGGAGGCCUCGCUGCCUGCCCAGCAGUACAUCACCUUCCUGAUCAUUGGACCCUUCUCCUUCAUGGCCAGUAUCUUCUUCUGCACCUUCGUGGGCUCCAUCACAGUUGCCUUCCACAACCUGCGCAGGGAACCUCACUUCUACAGGAGACCCCACAUCUGCAGGGGCUGAGGUGGGGCUCACCCCCUGAGGCAGGGUGACCAGGCUUUAACCAGUCUAAGCCUCUCUAGACUCUAGAGCUGUCUACACCCUGCUGUUGCAAACAUUUCCAUGUGGACCUGGAAAAGGAUGCUCUGUUCCUGGAAAUUGCUUCUCCAGAGGAUGCUCUGUUCCUGGAAGUUCCUCCUAGAGUCCUCCAAGACAAUGCCAUGCUCCCUCUGCCUUGCUGCUGGGGGAAGCAACCUCCAGCUCAGCCCUGCUAGGGGGCACAGUCUGGCUGCAGCUGCUCUCAGUGUUUUGGGAGGCUCCCCCCAGGCCCCCCUCUGACCUGCACAGCCCCUUUCCUGGGGCAGGAGGCAGCUGAUCCUUCUCCUCCAGCUCACCCUGUCCUGCUCCUUCUGCUGCCCAGAGCCCUCAGGGUACAUUUCAGGAUGCAUAGGAUGCCUCUGUGUGCCUUUUGAUGUGUCCUGAGAGCCUGCAUAUCCCUCUGGGUGCCUUUGAAUGCACCUCAGGAGCCUCUGUUUGCCUUUUUGCUGCAGUGCAGGAGCCUCUGCAUGCCUCUCUGCUUGUCACAAAACCCUCCUUGGCCAUUUUGGUGCUCCCAGCACCUUCCACGUGCCAUUUAGUGGCCCCAUCAGCCUGAAGGUGCCCUUCUGUGCCCUUGAGACCUCUUGACUUUGCUUUUCAUGCAUCCACAUGCCAUCCAUUAGGCUCUCUGUAUGCUGACAGACAUUGAUUUGCCUUUUAACGUGUCCCAGAGCUCUCCAUAUGCCUUCUGUUGCACCUGAAGAUCUCUGGGUGCCUUUGGAGCACUCCAGGGCCUCCACAGGACUUUCACAAAUCCCAGAGCCCUCUGUGUGCUGCCCAAGGACAGGGCAGGUUGCAAAAUACGUCUUUCAAUAGUUUGUUGGGUAUUUUUCUUCCCUGGUGUCAAGGCUGCUAGUGCUAAGAAGGCUCAGCCAACAACCAAGACCUAGGGUGAGGCUGGAGUUUAGGGCGAGGGCUGGAAGGAAACAGAGCCUCGAGCUCUCACUGAUAUGGUUUGGCAAAGAGGCUGCACAAUGUUUCCUGAGGCUAAAGCUCAUCCAAGGCCAAGGUCUGGGAUUAGCUCAGUGAUGGGAGUGGAGAUAAAAGAGCCCUUGUGAGUUUACAGCACAGAGCCUGCGGCUCUUGUUGCUGCCACUCCCCCUGUCACCUUUGAAGAGGAGCAGGGGCUGGCUCUGCGCUUCCUUGCCCUGCUGCCUCCUGCCCUUUCCUGAAGAGAUGCUUCUCCUCUGUAUUGCAUGGAAAUGCUGGGGGAGAUGGCCUGGAAGGAGCUGGAGCUGUGCUUCAGAGGAAAACACAAGUUGGAAUGACAAAAACAUCUCUCAAGAAGGAGCCCUUUCUGGCAGGAGUUCUUACCCAGCGCGAGGUGGUAAGAGCCAUGAUGUGAAGAUUGUGGCCACCAGCCUCCCCCUGUUCACUCAACCUCAUGCAAGAGCUGCAGGACAAGCCAGGGAUGGGACAGGGGUCAGUGCAUCCUUUGGCAAGCUC